Symbiodinium sp. CCMP2456 is the source of this 2972-nucleotide messenger RNA. Lineage: Eukaryota; Dinophyceae; Suessiales; Symbiodiniaceae. The record is from the annotation of a GenBank genome assembly.
AUGUCCAAAGCAUCAAAAGCGUCCGCCCAGCAAUUGCUGGCGAAAGCACGUCGGUCGGGUACGUACCAAAUUGCUGCUAGAUUCCUGAGGCUUGAGGAGACCUGCCAGUGCCCGCGCAACUUCCCUCUGCUGGUGCUGGUUGCGCAAAUCAGCACUUUGGUUUUGGCGGUCGUCAUUUGGCCAUCCCUCUUCGGGACCACGUUGCCGAAGCCGAAUGAGGUCGAGGAGUGGCUGUCAAAGCGUUGGCAGAACGUCCUCCGAGCGAGGGGCAUAGCUGGCCCCGUGGUCGCCACGCAAGCUUCCCAAGCUUCGGGAAAUCUUGAAGCAGAUGUUUCCUCUGCUAACCUCCGCGGUGCAGUAGAGACUAAGGAGCCCUCCACCCCUCUGCCAGCUCCAGCGGGCUGGCUCUCUGCUGGCGAAGGGUACUGCGAAGAUGGCAAGACCCACCAAGAGUUCAACUCCUUGCACGCCGUCGGGAAGACUCUUCAGGAAUGCGCUGACGUGGCCAUGUCGGACCCGGAGAGUGUUGCUUUAGACUUCUCCACUGCUGACGGUGGCUGCGAUAUACGGUUUCCGGCCGGCUCGCUCUUCCAAUCCGUUCCUGGCUUCGACUGGUGGGGCUGGGGGGCUGGAGAGUCAGCUCCACGAGGUUCGGGGACCAGGAAGCACGAUUCUGCGACUCACUGCUUCGUGCCGCAGCAGAGAGCACCUCCAGCGCGACCAGUGCGGGAAGUGUCUGCCACACUUCACCCCAAUUACAAGGCGUUGAUUCAAGAGUAUCCGUUUCAGCCCGUGCGCAACGAGCGGGGAGACUUCGUGAACAUCAUCCUUGUCCGCUCGCCUUUCAGAACAAAGCGGCAGGAGAAGCUGUUUCAGCAGUUCAAGAACGAGAUUCUGUUUAUGGGCAUCAGCAGUUGGGAGGACUUCCCGCUGCCGGCACCAAACCCGUUCUCGGAGUCCUUUCCGAAAGACAAGUUUGUGGGCCUGUUUCCUGGCUUUCUCUACAUGCAUCGAGAACCAGAGAAGCUCUUCCCAAGCCAUGUCAAGCUCCUGCUGCUGUCACAAUCAGACUUCGCUCUGCCUGGUCCAGCGCAGGCCGUCCCGAAGAAGUACGACUUUACUUUUUCUGGAUCCGACCAAGAUGUGGACCAGGAUUGUGUCGGCUGGUCCUCCUUCGCGAAGAAUUGGACCUUUGCCAAGGAGGCACUAGAGGUGAUGUGCGGAGAGCGCAUGACUGGUGUCCUCGUGGCCACGAAGAAUAAGCCAGUACUUCUCAAGCGAUUGCAUGGCUGCAUACCAAUGACUGGCGUCGAAGUGGUGCCGCCACAAGAAGAUCAUCGACCGGCCUUUUUCGGCAUUUCCGCAAGUUUCUUCUGCCUCUUUUUGUAUUACAGUUUUUUUGCACGUUUCGCGGUUCUCAUCUAUACGCAUUAUGGCUUGGAUGGUCGCGAGAUUGGGGUGAUUGGCCUUCUGAGCAUUCUGGCAAGCAUCCCUGCCUCCUCCUUUUGGGGCCUUGUUGCAGACCGUAGCGGCCGUAGGAAGCUCGUCCUGGCUUGCUGCUUGGGUAUGGCCACGACCUUCCAAACGUUGCUGUGUUUAGCUCCUUACAUUCAGGACCACACUUAUCGAUUCAUGUACUGCUGCACAAUGAUGGUUUGUUACACGGCUGCGCGUGGCAACGAUUAUGGCCAGCUUCGAGGAAUCACCAUGAGAACACUGGAGAGGUUCAAUCGUCAGGGAGCUUAUGGCAACCUUCGCCUUUGGGGAGCUGUGUCUUGGGGCAUCGCCCAUCCAGUCCUGGGCUGGCUUUUGGACGUGGAGCAUGGCCAGCUGCAGAUGCUCUUCAUCGGCAAUGCAUUAAGUGCACUGUUGGCCGUAGCCUGCUUCUCGCUUCUUCUACAAGGUCGAUGGACCGAUGAGAGUUCUGCAAGCCAGCACUCCGACGGCGGCCGUUGCCAAGGCGAUUCCGACGCAGGUGGAGCGGAAGGGGGGGCCCAACCCAGGCAGCAAGCCUCGCUGCGUGCACUUUUACAAAUCCUCUAUUCCAGGCCCGAGAUGAUUACAUGGCUUCUGUGCGCAGCCACACAGGCCAUGGGCAUGCAGCACGUGUUCCAGUUCCUCUUCCUGUACAUGCAAGAGCGUUUCCACUCAACCGACAUCCUGAUGGGCUUCAGCGUCACAGUGACCGUUCUCUUCGAGAUUCCCAUUUUUGCAGUUAGUGAGAAGAUCGUGCCGAAGCUGGGGCCAACGGUUCUCAUUGCCAUAGCCAUGGCUAGCUUUGUUGUGCGUGUGCUGGGAUAUACCAUUGUCCCUGGAGCUGCUUGGCUGCUGUUGCUGGAGCCGCUACAUGGUGUCACCUACAGCUGCUUCACCCUCGCAACUGUGCAUUACUUGAACGAACAUGUUCCGAUGCACAUGAUAUCCACGGCUCAAGGCUUCAUGUCUUCGAUCACAGCCUGCGGCUCCGCAUUCGGAGCCGUGCUCGGUGGCUGGCUCAUGGAUCUGCCAAAUGGUGGCUUAAUUCUUUUCCGUUCAGACACUGUCAUCAUGAGCCUCGUCCUCGUGCUAUUCCUGGCAUCUCAAAAGAAGUCGCUGAAGAGUGCCGCAACGAAGAAGGAGACUCAGCAGUUGAAAGAGUACAGAGUAGAGCUGGCCCCCGAGCCGCGCGAUCCACAAUCCACAGAUGCAAAAGGUUUGAUUACGCAGACGACAUUCUUGUCCCAGGAUGAGUUCUUCGCAUAUGUGAAGCAGAGUCGGUUCCUCUUCCUACCACAAGUACACGAUGCCUCUCCUCGAGUCAUCACCCAGGCCCUGGCGCUCGAUGUGCCCUUGCUGAUGAACAGGAACCUCAUAGGUGGCUGGAAAUACCUGACGGAGACCACCGGUGAGUUCUUCAGCGAUGCGACUGACAUCAAGCAGAGUGCUCAACGACUGCUGACCAAAGCCGCCGGCGGUGAGUACAGUCCCCGCAG